UCCGUCAUGGGCGCCCACGGCUCCAACCUGGACGACAUCCUGGAGGAGGACAUGCACCACUGGUACACCAAAUUCAUGCGGGAGUCGCCGUCCGGCCUCAUCACGCUCUUCGAGCUCAAGACCAUGCUGGAGAUGAACGGCAUGACGGAGGAGGCCAGCAGCUACGUGGACCAAGUCUUUUUCACCUUCGACAUGGACGGCGACGGUUACAUCGACUUUGUGGAGUACAUCGCCGCCAUCAGUCUGCUCCUGAAGGGAGAAGUCAACCAGAAGCUCAAGUGGUACUUCAAACUCUUCGACCAGGACGGAAACGGAAAAAUCGACAAGGACGAGAUGGAAACCAUCUUUAAGGCCAUUCAAGACAUCACAAGGAGCUACGAAAUACCCCCCGAAGAAAUCGUCACGCUCAUCUACGAGCGGAUCGACGUCAACGGCGAAGGCGAGCUGACCCUGGAGGAGUUCAUCACUGGCGCUCGGGAGCACGCCGACAUCAUGGAAAUGCUGACCAAGAUGAUGGACCUCACCCACGUGCUGGAGAUCAUCAUCAUGGGACAACGCAAGGCGGCCAAGUGA
This is a messenger RNA of Nerophis lumbriciformis (worm pipefish), 573 nucleotides long. The record is from RefSeq and is a predicted model, not a curated record. NCBI's taxonomy places the organism in Eukaryota, Metazoa, Chordata, Actinopteri, Syngnathiformes, Syngnathidae.